GCUUGCAGUCGCCUGACUCGUGUUUUAGAUUUGACAUCUGCCAACAGAAAACUGCAGUACCGAUACGUUCUCUUGUUUGCGUUGCGAAGAUUGGAUACCAUUUAAGUCAUGCUAGAUAUUAUUUUAUUUCGAGAAGAUCAAGGAGGAAACCCUGAUCUUGUACGACAGUCUCAAAAAAAGCGUUAUAAAGAUGUUGGCGCCGUUGAUAAAGUUAUAGAACUUGACAGCAAAUGGAGAGCUGCUCGCCAUAAUGCAGACCUUUUGAAUCGCAUGGGAAAUGUCAUCUCCAAAACUGUUGGUGAAAAGAAGAAAGCUAAAGAGGCUGAGGGUACAGAGACCAACAUCCCUGACAAUGUGAAGGCAGCUCUGCUCGAACUCACACCAGAAAUUCUAAGGCCUCUCACUGUCUCCCAACUCAAGGAAGUGAAAAAAUUGGUGGAGGAAACAGUGGCUGAGAACAACACGACCCUAUCUUCAACUGAAGCUCAGCGUGACGCCAUACUUAAGGAGAUUGGAAACAUUGUGCAUGACAGCGUUGUUGUCAGCAACGAUGAGGCCAACAACGGCAUAGUGCGAACUGUGGGCGAAAAGUUGAGCAAGAAGUACUCUCAUGUGGAUCUCAUACACAUGAUCGGGGGCGUGGACGCCAAAAGAGGCACCGUUACUGCUGGUGGUCGAGGAUAUUACCUUCUUGGGCCGGCCGUGGCCCUGGAGCGCGCUGUGGUGGACUGGUCGCUGGACUACCUGCGCUCCAAGAAGUUCACGCCGAUCGUGACGCCGUUCUUCGUACGCAAGGAGGUCAUGCAGGAGGUGGCGCAGCUCUCGCAGUUUGAUGAAGAGCUCUACAAGGUAACGGGCAAGGGCGAAGGCGCUGAGGGAGGAGAAGAUGACAAGUACCUCAUAGCUACCAGCGAGCAGCCCAUCGCUGCCUUCCAUAGGGACGAAUGGAUCCCCAAGGACCAGCUGCCCAUCAGGUACGCUGGCAUCUCGUAUUGCUUCCGUCAAGAGGUUGGCUCGCAUGGGCGAGACACGCGCGGCAUCUUCAGGGUACACCAGUUCCAGAAGGUCGAGCAGUUUGUUCUGACGUCCCCUCACGAUAACGCCUCAUGGGAAGCCCUCGAGGAGAUGAUGAGCAACAGUGAGGCUUUGUGCCAGGCCCUUGGGCUCUCUUACCAGGUAGUGAACAUUGUCUCUGGAGAGCUGAACAACGCUGCGGCCAAGAAGCUCGAUUUGGAGGCUUACUUCCCAGCGUCUGGCGCGUACCGGGAGCUCGUGUCGUGCUCCAACUGCACGGACUACCAGAGCCGGCGCCUGCGCGUCCGAUAUGGUGCCACCAAGCAGAUGAACGCCGCCGUGGAGUACGUACACAUGCUGAACGCGACGAUGUGCGCCACAACUCGCGUCAUCUGCGCGCUGCUCGAGACGCACCAGACGGACGAGGGCGUCGCCGUGCCUGAGGCGCUGCGCAAGUACAUGCCGGCAGAGUACAGCGAGUUCAUCCCCUUCGUGCAGCCAGCGCCCAUCGAUGAGGAAGAAGCCAAGAAGCAGAAGAAGAAGGCAGCUGGCAAAAUUAAAUGAGUUUUACUCCAAUAAAUUUGUUGAGAUUAGUUCCAUGUCUCCCGUAAACGUGAUUCCUGGU
Molecule: messenger RNA, 1639 nt
Organism: Hyalella azteca
Lineage: Eukaryota; Metazoa; Arthropoda; Malacostraca; Amphipoda; Hyalellidae
Gene: SerRS
Product: probable serine--tRNA ligase, cytoplasmic
Exons: 13
Coding region: 109-1578 (489 amino acids)
Biological process (GO): seryl-tRNA aminoacylation
Cellular component (GO): cytosol
Molecular function (GO): serine-tRNA ligase activity; ATP binding; tRNA binding
Source: RefSeq, a predicted model, not a curated record